AUGGCUACUCUUGUAGUCCCAUUAUGGCCUUCGUCCAGUUCCUGGCCUCUUCUAACAAGAAAAUAUCGGUCGUUCAUUAAAGGAUGCUUUACGCUGAAUGCAUUCCAAGCUCUCACCCUGGGAAGAAAUUCAAGUUCAUUCCUUGCUUCUCCUUGCUUUACAGGCGAGGUUGUUGCGCUUAGAUUCCAAUUUUCCUGACUUAUCCAGCUUUUUUGCCCUUCGAGUAGGUUUCUGAACUCGCAUUUAGUGCUGUUAUUUGCAGGAUUUGACACUGGUUAUUAAUUGCAUGGACAGCUGUGUCCAGGGUAAAUGACACUGGUCAUGUGAAGGGACGACUGCGUCCGUUGGAGAAGAUUAGAGCGAGAAGGUUUCGAGUUCUCUCGACAAUGGAAGACCUGUUCACGUGUGGAAAAUUGUGUCUUUUUUUGACACUGGUUCGCGGGCCAUUCUGGUCCAGGUUUUUCACAAAGUUGAACUGCGUUGUUCCUGUUGGUUUAGGUUUUUUAUCUUUCUUAAUCAAGGCUGUAACUUUGUUUUUGCUAAUUGGUAGGUUAUUUAAGUGUCCGAGCUGGCUGUGUCCUAUUUUACAUCUGUUUGCAUGUAGUUUGUGGAGCCUUUUGGGGGUUUAAAUGAUCUACAAGGGCAAGUCGCGUUUCGGAUAUAUAUGCAGUUAUUACGCGUUUGUUUUUUAGUUUUCUUUGUAGGUUAUUCGCUUGACCUUUGUUUGCGCGCCUAUUUUGCCCCGGGAGGUCGGUGUAGUUUCUAACUAUAAUGCAGCCUGCAGACAUUGCGUCAUAGCCAUAGGGUCGCUUAUUAGAACCGUUGUCAUCGCUUGCGUCACGAUUGCUAAAGCCGUUAAUAUGUUGUUGUAAAAUUUUGGUGAUAUAAUUUUGUUCUUGCCGGUCGUAAUUGCAAGUUAAGCAUGGAUGGCGCUCCCCCUGGAUAUUAGGCCGGAUUUCAAUUCUUUAUUUGAUUGCUUACUAAGUUCCAAGGCGGAUUCUACUGUGAAGAAAUAUCUUAAGGAAAUAAACAAGUUUGUGCUGCGGUGUAGAACUAGGAAAUUUGCGCUACAAUUGCCUUUUUCUUCUUCGGUUGUCGUCUUUUUUUCUAUUUGGCUUAGAUCAACAGCUUAGGUCCCCGGCCGCAAUGGUUUUGGUUCAUGCUGCGCUGAAAUGGUUCCAUUCCUUUGUUCCUGAUGAUGGUCCCAAUCCUUUGGAUAACGCUUGUUGCAAGAACUUGAUUGAGUGCGCCAAGAGGACAAGGAGCAAUCCAGUUGACAAGAAAAAGCCCGCCAUCAUUAGAAGCAUUAUUGACAGGCAUGACGCUGAGGAAGCAUCUUUAAAGGACUUACGUAUUACCGCAAUAAGUUCUUUAGGCUUUGCAGGAUUUUUUCGUUUUAACGAUUUGCCUAAUAUUCUGCCAAAACACCUCACGUUUUGCGAUGGUUUUGUUGAAAUUCUUGUGCCAAGGAGUAAAACGGAUGUAUAUAAAGAGGGAAACUAUGUUUAUAUCGUUAAGCUAGAGAACAAGUACUGUCCAGUAGCUAUCCUACGUAGGUAUAUUGAGGCAGCCACUUUGGAUCUGUCUAGUCACUUGCCUUUAUUCAGGCUACUAAUGAGGAACAAGUCAAGUUAUAGUCUUAGGAAUGGCAAGUUAUCCUAUACCCGCUGCAGAGAUAUAUUUAAGACUACUUUGAAAGAUUUGGGCUAUGACCCCAAGGAAUAUGGCUUAUAUAGUCUGCGUUCUGGGGGUGCUACAGCUGUUAUCAGCAAUAACGCUUCCAUAGCCGUUUCUGAGAGGUUGUUUAAACUUCAUGGGCGCUGGAAAACAAACGAAGCGAAAGACAUUUACGUUUUAGAGACAGAGUGUAAUCGUUUAAGUGUGACGAAAUAUUUAGAUAUAUAG
Molecule: messenger RNA, 1905 nt
Organism: Pocillopora meandrina
Lineage: Eukaryota; Metazoa; Cnidaria; Anthozoa; Scleractinia; Pocilloporidae
Source: the annotation of a GenBank genome assembly